Messenger RNA from Leptinotarsa decemlineata (Colorado potato beetle), 541 nucleotides. RefSeq lists its product as uncharacterized. NCBI's taxonomy places the organism in Eukaryota, Metazoa, Arthropoda, Insecta, Coleoptera, Chrysomelidae. The record is from RefSeq and is a predicted model, not a curated record.
UAUGGAAACGUACUUUGAUUUCGAAUGUUUUUCUGCAGAUAAAAAUGUCUGCAUUAACUUGUUUUGAAUUUCUAAUCCUCCUAUCAUUCAAUUUCAAUUUCACACAAGUGCUUUCAAUCGAUUGUUUCAAAUGUAUAUCAAUCAACAAGAGUUACAGACCGUGCGAAGAUCCCUUUCAUAACAAUUAUACCGCUGAAAUUCUUCAUUCGCCGUGUAUGGGUGGCAGAAAAGGCAGAGAUGGCGUUUUUCCAGCAACUUCCUGUAUAAAGAUAACGGGAGUAUUUGAUGAAACUGAAGACGAGAUUGUUCUGAGAGGUUGUGCUUUGGAUAGUGGUGGUUUGACCGCAGACACCGAGUUAGUUAGAAUGUCCCACUGUGGCGGAUUUUACUACGACAAUAAAUAUGUUCGAGGUUGUGUUCAAAGUUGCAAUGACGCCGAUGCCUGCAAUAUUUCACUAACACUGAAAACAAACACCAUUUUUGACAUGUACUUAUAUAUUUUUUAUGUUUUUGUCAUGUUUUUCGAAUAAAUAUAAAGUUA